AUGAAAUUUCUCCAGGUUUCUCUAGUUAUCUCAGCCGUAGUAGGCUACGUGCUUGCAGUCGGAUACGGUGGAGGAUCCAAUGCUGGUGCCAGCAAUUAUGGUGGCAGUUCUGGUGGGGCAAGCAGUUAUGGUAGUGGAUCGAGCGCAUCUGGAGGAAGUUAUGGAGGCAAUGCAGGAGCUACCAGUUUUGGAAGUGGAGCAAGUGGAGUUGCUUACGGAGGUGGAGCCGGAGGUAGCUUCGGAGGAGGAGCCUCUUCAUAUGGGGGAUCAUUUGACCAACAAGGCGGCGCGCCCAAGCCGUACAGCUUCGAUUACCAAUCGACAGACGAGCAAGGCAACGUCCAUUACCGAAAUGAAGAAGGAGAUGCCAGCGGUACUGUCCGAGGUACUUAUGGAUACACCGAUGUCCAAGGCCUUUACCGCGUAGUCGAGUACGUGGCUGAUGCCAACGGGUACAGAGCCCAGAUCCGAACCAACGAACCAGGAACCGAUGGGAAAGAAAGUCCUGCUGAUGUUGUCAUGACUGUUGAAGAACCUCCCGCAGGACUUCAAGACAGGUUCAGUGCCGGAAGCGGACGUGCUGGAGGAUUUGCAGCAUCCAGUGGGGGUUCUGCCAGCUACAGUGGAGGAGCUUCUUCCGUUAGUGCAGCGUCAGCAGGUGGUUAUGGUGCCGGUGCUGCAGGUGGAUUUACUGGACUCGCUCCAGCAAGUGGUGGCUCCCGUGGAUUCAGCGGUGGAGCAGGAGCUGCAAGAGGUGCAGCAGCCAGCUAUGGAGGAGGCAGAGCUGGUGCUGGAUCAGGUGGAAAGAGUGGAUAUUAA
This is a messenger RNA of Uloborus diversus, 819 nucleotides long. Its product is annotated as keratin, type I cytoskeletal 9-like. NCBI's taxonomy places the organism in Eukaryota, Metazoa, Arthropoda, Arachnida, Araneae, Uloboridae. The record is from RefSeq and is a predicted model, not a curated record. Gene Ontology annotation, cellular component: chitin-based extracellular matrix. The transcript is spliced from 4 exons. Bases 1 to 819 code for a protein of 272 amino acids. Gene Ontology annotation, molecular function: structural constituent of chitin-based larval cuticle.